Molecule: messenger RNA, 1356 nt
Organism: Panonychus citri (citrus red mite)
Lineage: Eukaryota; Metazoa; Arthropoda; Arachnida; Trombidiformes; Tetranychidae
Exons: 1
Coding region: 1-1356 (451 amino acids)
Source: RefSeq, a predicted model, not a curated record
AUGGGUUCAAUCAGAAAUUUAAAUCGUCGUCAUCGACAACAACAUGAAAAUUUUCAAUUGUUUUACAUCAAUAGUUUGCCAGAUACUCAGAAUCAUGAGUUUGGUGUGCCAGAUACGGAAAGUGAAGACUCAACAGAAAUAAUUAAUUUUUUUCCUUCGGAUUCAAGUGAAACCAGUUCAAUGAAUUUAGAAGAUGAUACUGAGAAAAUAGUUCCAACAAUAAGUGAAUACUGUGAAACGCUUUUUGAAACUCUUAUUUCUCACAUUGGUUUGAAUCUUUCUCAAGCAGACAACGUGUUUCAGCUUUUCAAGGAUUUGAGUAAAAGAUAUUUUUCUUCGAAUAAUCAUCUCCCGAGCUUGAGGUAUUAUUGGGAUAAAAAAGCCCUGGAAACCAAUAUAAAUAUCUAUAUUUUAUGUGAAAAAGAUCAUUCUCAUGGUCCUUUAAUCGGGGAACCUUCUAAUUUGCAAUCGUAUGAAUGUGAACAAGAACUUAUUCAAGCUGUGCUGAAACCUGGAAAAUUUUUUCUACAUCUGCCUCUUCGUCAACAAAUAGAAAAGUAUAUCCAUAAUUUACCAGAUUACUUCUGGAUAGAAGAUGAUCAACGGUUCGAUGUUUCAAACUGUGCUGAAGCCAAGCGUGUUAAGGAAAUGGGAAAUCUUUCACAAGAUAAACGAUAUACACUGACUUUACAUGCAGACGAAGUGGCCACUGGAAAAAGUUCAAGUGAAAAAAUAUUUCCAAUUUUCAUAACAAUCAACGAAAUCAAACCGGAAUUUAGGAAAAAGUUCUUUUUUUUGGUUGGAAUAUUUGUCGGCAGAAAAAAACCAGCAGUUGAAUGUUAUCUAGGUCCUGUUUGUGAUGAAUUACUAGAGUUAUCAACAUUUCCUACAAGAAUAAGUUCUAAUUCUAGAGCAACGUUUCAUUUGGUUGGGUUAAUUGCAGAUGCUCCCAUGCGUGCUUAUCUCCGAUGUGUCAGGCAAUAUAAUCAUCUAAAUGGCUGUGACUGGUGCUUAGUCACAGCCUCGUCUGUUGGUGGAGCAAGAGUCUAUCCGAAUCUAACCAGCGAGGAUCAAUUGAAUUUGAUGAGAAAAAAAGAUGAUUUUCUUACAUUCAGUCGAAUCAUUGAACAAGAUCCAGAUUCAGAAGUUCUUCAGAAUCCCCGUUUUCGUGGUUUAAAUGGAAUCUCUCCACUUCUACGUCUAGUUGAUUUUGAUAUUGUUCGAGGAAUAUGUGUGGAGCCAAUGCACUGCAUAAGCUUGGGAAUAUUUCGCAAUCUUAUAAGCAAAGGUCUAGUUGGAGCAGAUUCCUUGAGACAUUUAGAACGAGGAUUUGAUAGAAACUCUAUGAGAAAUUAA